AUCCCAAAACGAUUUUUCUUUUCAAACAAUCGAAUUAAUGAUAGGUAUAUAUCGUAUCGAUUCCGUUUCGACGAAUUAAAUUCUCUUGUGCUUCGUUGUGCGAGCGUGUAUAAGAGAACAAAAGUUCGCGUAACGUUCAUCUUUUAAUCUCUCGGAAGAAAACUCGUUUGCUUUUUCCAUGUUUACAGGAAAAAAAACAUUAAAUGUCACAGAUUCUCAAUAAUAUCUCAGAGACCAUCCUUUCCAUGACAUCACCUCUUUCUCUUAGCUGUCUCUCUAUUUAAGAUCUCUUCAUGCAAGUCUUCAACAUCACAUUCAAAUUAUAAAAUAAAAGAAACAAAACCCAUUAAAAAAAAAAUUGAUAUUUUUUUGUUGGGUUUUGUUAUUUUUAUUUUCUUGUAAAAUCCAGAUAUGGAGAGAGCCUCUUCUUCCUCUGACUCAUCAUCAUCCAUGGCUUCUUCUUCUGAUCAGUCUCUUUCCAUCAACUCCGAUCAAACCUCACCUUUUGUGACGUCAUCCAUGCUUUCACGCACGUCAUCUUCUUCUUCCUCCGCCGUGGGAGACUACAUCGGGACAGAGAGCUGCUUCGACAUCCUCUCCGCUGACGAAGGGAACGAUGUUGUCUCCGUUGCGUCGGAGCCUGUAAAAAGCCGGUUUCGUUACGGUGGAAGGAGGAGAGAGGAGAGAGAAGCUAGAGCUGCGGCGGCGCGUGAGUUUCCUCCUCCGAUACCGUUGCUUGCUCAGACGGGGAAUCUUCUCCCGCACAUGCCGUGGGUUCUCAAGCGUGUGGUGACCAGCGACGGCAGGCUUAUACUCAGAGAAGAGAAGGUUCGUCAUCAUGAGUAUUUCCGUGCGAAUAGAUCCAAUGGUCGUCUCACUCUCCACCUUGUUCCUUUAGACGAUGAUGUUUUUGAUCUUCCUCAAGAACCCUCUCAUUACCAAAGUGAUGAUGAAGAGGAUGAUGAUGAAUGUGAUGAUGAGGAUGAGUGCGAUGAUGAUGAUCAGCAAGAGGUGGAAGAUGAUUUGGAUGAUCUGGCGGAUAAGAUUAAUAAGGAUGUUACUAUUAAUGAUGAUGAUAAGGGCAAUGUGCAUGGUGAUAGUGAUGAUGGAUAUAGGAAGGUUAUAUUAGCGGCGGUGGGGGAGGAGACGGUGGUGGAGAGUGGAAUGAUGGUCGGAGGAGGAGGAUCGCCGAGAGGAAAGUGUUUGAAGUCAUGUUUUGUUGGUAUGAGAGUUCAUGAGAUAAGACCAGUUCUUAGUUGAUAAUUCUUAUUAUUAUUAAGUAGUUCUUGUUGAUUAGCAUCUUUUUGGGUGGAAAACAAGAUUAUUAUCUAAGAGAGUAAUAAAAUUACUACCGGCAUAAUUGAUAAAUACUAGAGGGUUUUUUUUUCAUGAGGAAAUGUUGUUUAUUUUUGUAAUCUUCAGAGGCUAUGGUGUAAUUUAUCUUCUUUUAGAUGUUUUUGAGGAUAUUUUACUUUUUUUUUUUAAUAAGAUGAAUAGUUUUUUUGUCGGUAUGUGAGUGAUGAUGGUUUUUAAAAAGUUCGAAUUUAUCUAGCCGGGUGAAUCUGAAUACUAUAAAAAAGAGAUACACUUGGAAGAGAAAUAUAUUACUAAUAAAAUCGAAUCGUAAUUUCCUUUAAAGGAAAAUAGUAGUAAUUGAAUAAAAAGAUUUUCAGAGAGCGAAGAAAUGCAAAGAAAAAAAAAGGGAAGAAACAUAACAGCGAAUAUUCGAUAAACCAUAUGGUGCAAGUGCAAACAGCUAAUAUUGUUAUUCGUUUUUGGGGAGAAUUUAAGUUUAUAGGAAAUUGAUUUUGAAUUGACUUCUACCUUAAAAUCCAGCUAUGUUCUCGUAUCUAUCACUUCAAAAAUCGUAUCUACUUAAAUACAUAUAUAUCCUGUAAGAUAAACGAGAUCAUUUUGAGUAAGAAAUCAGAAGUAAACAAAUAUAUAAUCUUUUAUACAAAAAAAAAAAACUGAAAAAGAAAAGAAGCCAAUAAGGGAGAAUAAAAGGUACGGAGAAAAAUGUUAAGUACAGCUAAGAUAAGAAAGAUAGAGAGAGUUUCCCGAUGAAUAUUAAGACAGAGACACUUACUUAACUCUGUCUUCUGCAAUUUGUCAGUUCCUCAUCAUUGGUCCUUUCCCACCACCUGAUCUCUUGUCCUAUAUUCCCCUCCCGGUUUACUUUCUUUAACCGGUCUCAAAUGUCUAAUUCUAAAUCCACAACCGUUUCAAUUUCCCGGUAAUAUCAUCAUUCUCAAUUACGAAAUCUAUAAAUGGGGGCGACUUGGUUCCCUAAUUCUAAUCUUAACCCCUUUGAUUUCGCCUAAUUUGAAGGAUUAAUAAAAAAAAACAUUUUCUUCCUCUUGUUCUUUUAAUUAUUG
Arabidopsis thaliana (thale cress) is the source of this 2378-nucleotide messenger RNA. Its product is annotated as structural constituent of ribosome. Lineage: Eukaryota; Viridiplantae; Streptophyta; Magnoliopsida; Brassicales; Brassicaceae. The record is from RefSeq and is marked reviewed. The transcript has 2 exons. Bases 412 to 1260 code for a protein of 282 amino acids.